Messenger RNA from Lates calcarifer (barramundi perch), 2989 nucleotides. Its product is annotated as cadherin-like protein 26. Gene Ontology annotation, molecular function: calcium ion binding; cadherin binding. Gene Ontology annotation, biological process: calcium-dependent cell-cell adhesion; homophilic cell-cell adhesion; cell morphogenesis. The record is from RefSeq and is a predicted model, not a curated record. NCBI's taxonomy places the organism in Eukaryota, Metazoa, Chordata, Actinopteri, Centropomidae. Gene Ontology annotation, cellular component: catenin complex; adherens junction; plasma membrane.
AGGGCAGCCUUAUAAAAAAAACCCUCAAAGAACUUCCAUUUAAUGUAUUUGAAUCACAGAAAUCAAAUGUUAAGAAAGUGAAAAGACAGGAUCUACAUACAGUAUUUUUGCAAGAGUCAUGAUUAUUUAGCAAAUAUGACACAUCAUAGCUCAGCAACUACAAAUCAGUUCUUCAAAAAGUCAGAAGUCAGAAAAAAUCAUGAGCAAACAGUAAGAUGCUGAAGGUUAUAGAUCAAAUGUUGAUUGAAUAAACACACACACACACUCACAGACACACACACAGACACAGACACACACAACACACACCUGUGUAACCUGUAUUUACUAUACUCAUGUGACAUGGUGUGUGGGUGUGUAAAGCAGAGGGGGCAGGGUCUCAUCUUCCUUUUGCUCAAAUAUCACAGAAGCCAGUUCUCAAACACUCUGAGCUGAAUAUACUGGACAAGCAUCAUGCUCUACUUCUUCCUCCUGGUUUCGUAUUUGUCAAGUACAACAUGCUCAGAGGUGCUGAGCCGUCACAGAAGGACUUGGAUAAUUGACUCCUUCACAAUUGAAGAGGGGCAUCCAGGACCUUUUCCUUAUGUGCUGGGCAAGAUAAGUGUUGACCGGAACCAUCUAGUAUACUUUGAUCUUUAUGGGGAAGGAGUGGACGAGGACCCAAAGGGAGUCAUCUCCAUUCAUAAAGAGUCUGGCACCUUGUCUGUCCACAAACCUGUGGACUAUGAGGAGAAGACGAUAUUUAUGCUGAAAUUUGAAGCCAGAAAAACAGAUUUAUCAAUUGACACUAAGUUAGGAGUUGAGAUUUCCAUACGAGACAUCAAUGACAACCCACCACGCUUUCAGAGAGAUCUGUAUGAAAUCAGCGUUGAUGAAAAAAACACACAAGGCUCCCACCUUCUGACUGUGGUGGCUUAUGACAUAGACCAGAGAGGGACGCCAAACUCCACAUUCCACUAUGAAAUCAAAUCUGUGUCUCCAAACCCACCAGACACUGAAUUCUUCAUUGAUGAGUCUGGAACUAUUUCAUUCAAAGGAUGUUUGGAUCAUGAGGUGGCUAAUAUGUUCACUAUACUGGUGGAGGCCAAAGACCAUGGUGAAGUCAUCAGCCUGUCCAGUUCAACCACUGUUGUCAUUCACGUUCGGGACGGCAACAACCACAUACCGACCAUCACUGGACAAACGGGCACUGGCAAAGUGAUUGAGGAUGAGACUGGGUCUUCUCCUCUGCGGCUACAUGUGACAGACAAAGACACUCCGAACAGCCCGGCGUGGAGAGCCAGAUACACCAUAAAGGGUGAUGAUGGAGAACACUUCAAGAUUGAAACAGACCCAGACACCAAUGACGGGAUCCUGACAGUAGUAAAGCCUUUAGACUUUGAGGAAGGAGCAAGGAGAGAACUGUCUAUCUCUGUGGAAAAUGAGGCCCCAUAUUUCUCCUGCAAAGUGAAGGAGAGGACAUCCUCAGGCCUCUGGACAGUUGAUACCAGUGAAGGGGACGGUCCUGGUGCAGGUCAGCCUCACUCUGUAAACGUAAUCAUCACAGUGGAAGAUGCCAAUGACCCCCCAGUGUUCAGCGUGGCUGUGAAAGAGGCCGUGCUGGAGGAGAACGCUCCUGUAGGAACCUGGAUCGAGAAAGUGACGGCUGUUGAUCCAGACUCCACUCACGCAAGAGAUUUUGUAUACAAGGUAGGAAGUGAUCCUGCUGGCUGGGUGACGGUGGAUCCCCAAACAGGCGACAUCACAACAGUCAAAACACCAGACAGAGAAUCUCCUCAUGUCAUUAAUGGCAUCUACACCGUCUUACUCCAUGCAGAGGAUGAUGGAAAGCCAGCUAAGACUGGCACAGCUACACUGCAAAUACAUGUGAUUGAUCAGAAUGACAACGUGCCACAGCCAACAUCACACAACUUGGAUGUGUGUGUGUCUGACAGCCCCACUACCACCAACAUCACAGCCUUUGACAUAGACUCAAAUCCCUUCGGAGGGCCUUUCACAUUUGAACUGCUGGGGGAUGUCAAAGGAAAAUGGAAACUGAAUCCUUUACAUGGUUACACAGCUGGUCUGGUGAAGGAGCCCGGAGUGUACACUGGACAACACACAAUUGAUCUGAAGAUCUCUGACAUGCAGGGAAAGUUUGGCGUUCACAACCUCAGUGUGACUGUGUGUGACUGCUCUGUUAGGGCCAACUGCAGAACCCGCAUAGCCUCCAAUGCAAAAGCAACCUCUGGUGCCAUAGGCGUAGUGUUUGCUGCACUGAUUUUACUCCUGGUUCUGCUGCUGAUGGCCGUCGUCUGCACCUGCAAAAAAGAGUUUGCCACAUUAGAGGCAGAUUCAUCUGGAGAAACCCUUCUUGUAUCAAACACUGAGAAUCCAGGCACAGACUGCAAGGUGCCUGAUGGUGUCAUGGCAGUGUCAGCUGAUAUUAAACACCACGAUCCAUCUAAAUGGCAAAGUCUGCAUGAUGGGAUGCAACACACACAUUUUUCAGCUAAGGACAUAGAACAAAACUUCAUGGACGAAUACUUUACAAAAAGGGAUUACAGAAGAGAAAAUCUGCCAUACCUUCUCGAUGAUGAAUGGAACCAAACAACCUGGAAUUCUUUUACAGCCAAAGACUACCACCACGCCCACCAGUUUGAGGACAUGAGCACAAUGGAAUGCAUCAACAAAGGGAACUUGAGCUAUGUGUCAGAUGUGACUCUCCUCACCCUGCUUCAUCGGAAGCUCUCCUCUCUCCAGGAGACAGAGGACAAUCUCCUGGACUAUGAACCUCAACUCUAUGCAGACGAGGGGGACUCGAACAUCCUCAUAGAGCUGGAGAACAUCACCAUUCCUGAUGAUGAUUCGUUACAGAAAGCACUAACAGACUUGGGCCCCAAGUUCAACCAACUGGCUUCCAUUUGCAGGCCACAACAUAUACAAAACUAAACACAUGCUCUUUAGCCAGCCUGUUAUUUUUGUUCAGUGAAUGAGGGAAACGAAGACUGUC